CUGGGCGGCUGUCUCCUCCGCUAACCCCCUACAUGACGUCAGCGGGUGUACCACUGCGACUAUGACCGGGUGACGGCGCCCCUGACUAUGGGUGGUGUAUACGAUGGACGAUAUAAAAUCCGGGCCGAUACAGUGAACAAUGGAGGUGCUUUGUAACAGCGAUCAUGUACUCGCCCACAAUGGUCAAAUGGUGACGUUUCAUCUACUGCGCAGAAAAAAUAGCCCAGACCCUGCCAAAAAAAAUGUUCUCACCUUCUCAAGGAAGGCAUUUAAUGCUGAGACUGGACAGUUCAUUGAAAUCUCUGGUGGCGAGUACAGCAUCCAAUCUAGUAAGUCCACGCUGGAACUUGUUCGCGUUCGCUGUGUGGCCGACGCCAGGACCGGCAUUAAGCUUCCAUGCGUUCUGCUGAGGACUUGUAAGAGGAAAUCCGGUGAUUCAUGGCGGCUGAUUUCGCUGCUGCUCCACCCGUCAAAUGAACUGGAAACCUGUCUGAAGUUCAAAGUGGACUCGGAAACCAUAGAAGAUCUAUACAUCACUGAUGGUCCGACCAUUCUGUGGAGACAGCAGGAAAAACUCCUUCAUGUCUCAUCUUUGACUUCAGAAGUUUUUACGGCUCCGAUAGAUAUUUCCGCUGUUCUUUGGGCCGGGACAACUGAAGAAGGAACUUGUAUUUUGGGUGUAACAACCGUGAGAUUGGACGGCAGGCGUUUAACAGGCUCUUCUCUUCCUAAUAGAAGUCUUCAAGGAAACCAGUUUGUUUUGUACUGCCUCGAAAAUCGGAACGCCGUGCCAGGAUCUUGUCUUGCUCCUCAUGCAUACUCAAGUGUGCUGCGCUGCCUUGAAGUUUGUACCAUGCAAAAUGUUAGUGGCAGAUAUGAGACGUCAGCAAUAGCAGCCAGCGGUAAGCAAUUGAUCUGCUUCCAUAAUGGAGUCCCUAAGCAGGUUUGCCAGCUGCCGUCUGAAAACCUUUCAAAACUACAGCUUGCAUCCACAAGCCGGGCGGACUUAUUAUGUGUUCUUUCCUUCUCUUCCGGGGAAGCAUGUGGAAUAUGGAAAGAUGGAUGGAAGACAGCUGCCACCUGGCAACAUGUCCGCAAUAUACUGGUGGACGAUUUUGUGGGCCGUGGCUCCGAUCAAGUUCUCUUGCUGUUCAAUGAUGAUCCAAGCAACUCCUCCAAACCCGGAGCAUUCAGACUGACUGACUGUGGAGACAUCAAUUACCCAGUUGACCACAUGGAUGAUGACCCCGUUGGGUUUCAGGAGAAUCGCCUUCUGAUGUUACAGACACUGGAAGCCAGAUUGCAGGCAAAUCUACUUUCACUUGAAGAACUGCAGCGCCACAUGCAGGUCCAAGACCGAGUGAUUGAAUCGUCAUGCAAUGCGCUAAUGGACAUGUCUCUGGGCAGGGAGGCGUCUGUUCGCUCUGCUGAAAAGGAAGGUCUGGUGUCUCUAUGGGACGAUGUAGAGAAUUGCCAUUUUCCUCCUGCUACAAAUGUUCCUCCACCUGUCGACUGUGAACAACUUGUUGAGACAAUAUGGCAGCGUGUAGUGGAUGAUUUACUAGUGGUUGGUGUGAAGCUGAAAUCUUCAGUUCCAGAAACGCUGAGUGACAUUGGCUUAUCCCUUAUAAUGGAUGAGAAAGGAGCUUCACCCUCCCCAGUUACCGAGUGUCAGACUAAUGUGCUAAAAUUGGCCAUCAGUUUUUCCCGAGAUUCAAGUUCCACCUGCCACGCAGCGAAGAGACAAAGGCUCGACUACCCCGGCAAGGACGACUGUUCAGGGAAUCGCUCGCAGAGACCCUGCCCUCCGUCCUAUCAAAAUGAUUUGGAGCACACCGUUACUGCUGUCACCGAGCUGUCUUCCAUGUUGGCAUUUAAUAACACCGCAUGUGCGUUACUGCUGCACGCCAGGAGGAAAACUCAAGCCGACUGUUUACUUAGAAGUGAGAAGCUGAUUGUACCAUGUGGGAGCAUUUCCUUGAGCCUUGAAGACGUUUUAAAAGGAAAACAUACAAUAAAUGUAUUUGAACACUGUCAAGGAUCUUGGAGUCUGGAAGAUAUUUUCGCAGUCCUGUCAGCAUUUCAGAAAUGUUCCCUCCAUCUCUUAUCACAAGAUUUCACAUUAACAUCAGUAACGGAAUGGAUGAGGACACAUAUGCUUGGAGAGCCCCUGAAGCUCAUACCUGAAAUUUUGGUGUGUAAGAAAGAUGGAUCCAUUUAUGGGACUCUCCUAACUUGGGAUCCCAAGACACCGUGUGAGGGAAAUCUCACUGUGUUUUACAGAAACGAUUCGGUUCUUCUGCAGUGUCUCCACAGCCUGAAAUGUCUUCUCCCGCCAACCUGUGUGGUAAAUGUGAUGAGACAGGGUGACAGGAAUAGUAUGACCAUGAACCUGGCGCAGUCUCUGGAAGAAGAGCUGUUCGCCUUAAGAGACUUGGCAUCAACGGCAGCAAGUGAAGUCGAAAUGGAUUUGACCCUGAACUGCGGGGCAGGGAGAAAAGUCACCAGUGCGACUGACUGCACGUCUGAUCCAAAAGAACAGGUAAAAAAGUAUAGCGAGGAUCUGAGAGCGGAGCAGAUGCAGAUCAGGCUGGGCACACACUUAUCUACCAGCGGUGACACGUAUAGGCGCCACGUACUCAGUGUAGCACAGAUACAAAUGACGUCUGAUGAGUUUGUGUGUAAAGUAGCUAAUAAAUGACCAGGGUUCAUGUGUGAGGCUUUUUUAUUACAUUGAUGCAUAUCAUUAUUUACUGGCACUGUACAUACUUUGGCGGCUACGCUUAUUAAAUGUAAUAGUCACAUAAAGUUAUCUUUUAUUGUUUUAAUGCUCAUAUUAAAGGGAUGUUCUUUUUUCUUUUCUUUUUUUUUUUUUAACUUUGAUAUUGAUAGCCUUUUCUUAAAGAUAGGCAAUCAGUAUCAUAUUGGUGGGGGUCUAACUGGCUUCACUCCCCACAGAGGAGCUGGUUAAAGGGGCCCUAGUGCUCCAGCAAGCACCACGUCCCCACAGUGGCUGUGUCUGGUACUGCAGCUCCAUUCUUUUAAAAGGGAAAGAGCUACUGAACCAGGUGUAUAGCAUUGUGCUUGGUGAGCUAUGAAGGGGAUGAGGGGCUCACCAGACCACCACCAAUGUAAUGAUACGCCAUGAAGGUCAAGUUCCCAUAAAACACAGGGACUACACUACUCCAUUCUUCAGAUGAAAAAGGAAAACAGUUUGUUAUUGUAAUUUACUCUUUAGUUAGUUUUUAGGUUAUGCAGUCUCACCGAGAAGCUGCUAUUAUGUUGUGGCCACAUGUGGCAGAUUUUCCAUAAUAGAAUUCCAUGGCAAACUCUGCAUAUGCUACACGUGGAUUUGUCAUGUAUUUAGCUGUGGAUUUCAUCAUGUGCUUUGCAAAGGGUGAAACCCACUAUAGAAAUCUACAGAAUAAAUAAUCAUCACAGGCCAAAUUCCCUUGCAGAUUUUUCCUGCAACAUGUGGAUAAGAUUUUGGGAAAUAGUCCACUUUGCUGCU
Molecule: messenger RNA, 3511 nt
Organism: Bufo bufo (common toad)
Lineage: Eukaryota; Metazoa; Chordata; Amphibia; Anura; Bufonidae
Gene: FANCB
Product: FA complementation group B
Exons: 9
Coding region: 140-2701 (853 amino acids)
Biological process (GO): replication-born double-strand break repair via sister chromatid exchange; negative regulation of double-strand break repair via homologous recombination; interstrand cross-link repair
Cellular component (GO): Fanconi anaemia nuclear complex
Source: RefSeq, a predicted model, not a curated record